CGCCCUCAGUCGUUGACAGCCGACGGUGCAGCUACAGACGACAGAGUGGAGAUUGCACCUGAUCUCGAAGCUGGGUAGUUGAAAGAUGGCGCCGCCCAGGAAGAACAAGUACAGUGUCCUUCUGCCGACAUAUAAUGAACGAGAAAACCUCCCUUUGAUUGUUUGGUUGCUCGUUAAAUCGUUUACAGAAAGUAACCAUGACUAUGAGAUUAUUGUGAUCGACGAUGGAAGCCCAGACGGUACUCUAGAGGUUGGGAAGCAACUAGAAAAAAUCUACGGCAAGGAUAAAAUUGUAUUGAGACCAAGAGCCAAAAAGCUUGGAUUAGGUACUGCUUACAUACACGGUAUCAAGCAUGCUACAGGCAACUUCAUCUUCAUCAUGGAUGCAGACCUGUCACAUCAUCCGAAAUUCAUCCCUGAAUUCAUAAAAAAACAGCAAGAGGAAGAUUACGAUGUUGUAUCGGGAACUCGCUACGCCGGCUCAGGAGGCGUUUACGGAUGGGAUUUUAAGAGAAAACUUAUAAGCCGUGGGGCAAACUACUUGACACAGAUCCUUCUUAGGCCUGGUGCAACAGACCUUACAGGGAGUUUCAGGUUGUACAAGAAGCCCGUCCUGCACAAAUUGAUUGAUUCCUGCGUCUCCAAAGGCUACGUCUUCCAAAUGGAGAUGAUAGUCAGGGCCAGACAGUUUAACUACAGCAUAGGAGAGGUUCCCAUCACCUUUGUGGAUCGUGUCUACGGCGAGUCCAAACUCGGAGGGAAUGAGAUCAUCGGCUUUGCCAAAGGCCUUCUCAUGCUGUUUGCAACAACGUAGGCAUUUGACUACGUGGUGUUGUCUUUGUAAAUUGCCUGUGUGGCCCCACGGCACUGAAGUAAUAUACAACUGAUACUUUUAAAGCAUAUAGGAUCAUUUGCUUAUAAUAACACCACUCAAAAUCCAAAGAAGAAAGUUUGAAACCAAACCUGUUGAAGUUUCAGCUCAGUGAAUAUCACACUUUUCUGAAAAAAAAGGAGUGAAAAGCCAUGCACAGCCUUCUGAUCAUGAAAUACAAUUUCGUCAAUAGCACGCUUUACUCCUAAAUGCAGUUAAUUGACUGAUCGUUGGAAAUCACCUACAUUUCUUAAUGUCUUCUAAAUGACAGACAAUCCCAUACGUAGCACGAUAUGAGACAGAGGGAACCCCCUCCUUUGUGUUGGUUAUUGUGUUACCAGAAUCUCAGGAAUUCUUUUGAGAUCUCUAGGGGGAUGUGUUAGGUAACAAUAGUCUAGGGUUUGCAUAGGGUAUAGGGAGAUUGGGGGGUACCCCUUCGUCUCAAAUCGUGCCGGGUAUAGACAAGCCAGACAGAACUUUCCAUGGGGUGUUUAUUACAUUGUACAAUUUUUAACCAGUUCAUGCCGGGAUUAUUUUGACAAGAACGGAACAAGGUGCAGGAUUACUUUUCACUCGACCUCAAGCCAGGCGGGUUGAAGCCAUCACCCUCGGGCAGCACACUCAUCUUUCCGGCCUCGCUCGCUGCGAGCGGGUCGUUGACAGAUAUUUCCAGCCUCUCUUCCUGCGUAUUUAUCCAACAUCCAUUCCGAAUACCACAAAACCUCUGUGUGUAUACACGUCAUCCGGUGCGAACUGGUUUAUCCAAUUAACGUUUUUGAUAAUAAUUUGGUUGGUUACUUUUUUGAGUGAAUGCGAACGAUCCUACAUGUAUAUGCCUUUAAUUGGCGCAUACAGGGAAUCUGUUUUGGGGGAGGUCGGAUGUUGAGCAGCUAAACACUACUUUUUUAGAAAUUUAAGACAAUGUAUGUCAUAUAAGUAAACAAGAGAAAAGUAAUUUAAGACAAAUACAUGUAAUUUAAGUAAACGAGAGAAAGGGUUGGGUCUUUUUUAAUGUAAUUGUAUUCUAAUUUUUGUUUGGAUGGGGAGGGCUUGAGUUUGAUAACACCAAAAAUACUGUUAGGAUACUGUUAGAAUCCUACUGCGUAAGUGAAUGAUUCACUUCGACGACUUUUUUUCUUGAGAAUUAAAAACAGAUAGAACCGUACCCGUGUGCAAGUCUUUUUUUAAAAGUUCUCUGGAUUUUGGCAUAUUUUUAUUGGAGCUAAAAUAUUAAUCACAAAAUGUCACUUUUCUGUAGUUUUCUGAGGUAGAAAGGGGAUCUGCACCCAACUUUGUUAAUAGUACAGGGGGACAUUUUAUUGCAAACAAAUGAUGAAUGGAUCAUUAUGUCAAGAUUAAUAAAAUUAUCAAUGCUGUAUAAAUAUAA
This is a messenger RNA of Patiria miniata (bat star), 2258 nucleotides long. It is a transcript of the gene dpm1, whose product is annotated as dolichol-phosphate mannosyltransferase subunit 1-like. Gene Ontology annotation, cellular component: endoplasmic reticulum membrane. Lineage: Eukaryota; Metazoa; Echinodermata; Asteroidea; Valvatida; Asterinidae. The record is from RefSeq and is a predicted model, not a curated record. The transcript is spliced from 10 exons. Bases 86 to 814 code for a protein of 242 amino acids. Gene Ontology annotation, molecular function: dolichyl-phosphate beta-D-mannosyltransferase activity. Gene Ontology annotation, biological process: GPI anchor biosynthetic process; protein O-linked glycosylation via mannose.